AUGGUAGCAGUUUCUGGUGAGGCAGAUCCAGCCACAAUCUUAGUGACAAUUGCAAAGCUUAAGAUUAGGACAGAGCUUGUGUCCUACAAGAAGGACCCUCGUGCUGCCCAAAAGAAAAAACGAGCACAACGAUUGAAGAACAUUCAAAAUCAUCAUCACCACCCCAAAACCAAGGACACGAAAAAGAUCAUCGAUCAUCACAAUGAUCAUAAUCAUGAUCAUUCAAAUUCUGAUUCUGAUUCUGAUUCUGAUGAUCAGAUUGAUGGAGAUCAUCAUGGUCAUAGUGGACAUAAAAUUAAGAAGCCAGCCAAUGUUAAUGGUCCAUUUGUUGCACCCCAUGGCAAGGGCAACUUCCCCAAGCCAAAACCUCUUGGGCCACAAAACAAUUGGGCCCGAGGGAUGUACGGAAGGCCCCCGCCAGGUCCACCGCCUGCAUUUCCACUGCCUCCACGGCCACCAAUGCCGCCACAUGCAUAUGGUGGUUAUGGUCACCACUCGAGCAUGGCACCGCCGCCACGACCGCCGCCACAUGCAUAUGGUGGUAAUGUUCACCACUCGAGCAUGGCACCGCUGCCACGACCACCGCCACAUGCAUAUGGUGGUAAUGUUCACCACUCAAGCAUGGCACCGCUGCCACGACCGCCACCGCCAUUGCAAAUGUAUCCUUAUCCUUAUUAUCAUCGAACAAAGGAACCGCCUGUUGGCAACUCAAUGCUCCAUUAUUUCAGCGACGAUAACACUAGCACUAGUGCUUGCACCGUAAUGUAA
Prunus mume (Japanese apricot) is the source of this 768-nucleotide messenger RNA. Lineage: Eukaryota; Viridiplantae; Streptophyta; Magnoliopsida; Rosales; Rosaceae. The record is from RefSeq and is a predicted model, not a curated record.